Bipolaris sorokiniana ND90Pr is the source of this 489-nucleotide messenger RNA. RefSeq lists its product as uncharacterized. The transcript has 2 exons. The record is from RefSeq and is a predicted model, not a curated record. The coding region runs from base 1 to 489 and encodes 162 amino acids. NCBI's taxonomy places the organism in Eukaryota, Fungi, Ascomycota, Dothideomycetes, Pleosporales, Pleosporaceae.
AUGCGACUACAAUUAUUUUGCCUGACGGCGAGGAUGGGUUUGGCCAGGAGGAUUAGAUUGCGCUUCAGGGGCCGUGUUCAUGUCGUGGUGGUGGUGGUGCGAUGCGGCGGCGACGAGCACAGCCCGCCGUUCGCGGGUGGUGGUGCUAAGCUUGGCACAGGCUGUCCCAUUCGGGCGGUGCACGAAAUUACGUGCGCGAGCCAGAUACGCAAUGGCUGGCCCUUGGUCAAUGCAAGCCACCCGUUGCGGGCGGGCGUCGUGGUGGUGGUGGGCGGUGGUGUGCCCCAGAAUACCGAGACCCGACUCGACUCCAAGGGGGAUGCAGUUCGUCUGAGGGCCUUGCAGAGCGUUUCACGGCCUCAUCCUUUGACAACCAGCACCCCCACCACCGCACAUGUCAAGCUCGAGCCGGAGCGCGCGACACAUGCCAGACUCAUCAGACUCAUGCCGACUGUCCAUUUGCAUGCCGGCAGCCGACUACUAGAGUAG